Messenger RNA from Eriocheir sinensis (Chinese mitten crab), 3822 nucleotides. RefSeq names its product serine-rich adhesin for platelets-like. Bases 293 to 2065 code for a protein of 590 amino acids. NCBI's taxonomy places the organism in Eukaryota, Metazoa, Arthropoda, Malacostraca, Decapoda, Varunidae. The transcript is spliced from 11 exons. The record is from RefSeq and is a predicted model, not a curated record.
CCCCUCUGAAUCAACAACUGACACCCCCACUGAAUCAACCACUAACACCCCCACUGAAUCAACAACUGACACUCCCACUGAAUCAACAACUGACACCCCCACUGAAUCAACAACUGACACCCCCACUGAAUCAACAACUGACACCCCCACUGAAUCAACAACUGACACCCCCACUGAAUCAACAACUGAUACCCCCACUGAAUCAACAACUGACACCCCCACUGAAUCAACAACUGACACUCCCACUGAAUCAACAACUGAGACCCCCACUGAAUCAACAACUGACACUCCCAUGGAAUCAACCACUGACACUUCCAUGGAAUCAACCACUGACACCCCAAAUGAAUCAACCACUGAUACUCCCACUGGAUCAACCACUGACACCCCCGCUGAAUCAACCACUGACACCACCACUGACACCCCCACUGAAUCAACCACUGACACCUCCACCGACACAAGCCCCUCUGAGUCCUCCACCCCCUCCACUGAAACAAGCCCCACUGUUUCACCCACCUCAUCCACUGACACAAGCUCAAGUGUUACCUCCACUGAAAGAAGCACUGAAACACCCACCAACACCCCCACUGAAACAAGCAAAGAGACAACCACCAGUACUCCCUCCACAUCAACGACUCCAACGUCACCACCCGACACUACUACGCCUACUGAAACCACCUCGACGACCUCUACAACCUCGACCUCCCCUGAAACCACCACAACGCCUUCCUGGAUCAUUGGCUGUAGCGAUGAAUAUCUGGAACUUGCCGACCAAGGUCCCGUCAACCCGGCAGCAUCUGGUUGUGACAUUGCUAAUUUUGAGCGAUGUUUGAGAACAACUGAUGGAGAUCCUCAAUGCCAGUGUAUGUCGGGAUAUGAAAAGUCGUCCAUGGCUGAGGCUUCGGUUUGCAGAGAAAUUGAGAAGCACAACUCUUCCUUGGUCGUGGAGAAUAAACCUUGGGAAAACGAUUACUGCGAUAAUACAUCAGAUAUCUACAAAGCUCUCUUGGAAAGCGUUCAACAACUGUUUGAGAUCGCUGCUACUGAGAGCGGGGUGACAUCGUACCAGCGCUUCGAGGACAUGGAAGUGUUCCCAACUGAUGAACCAGAAAAGUGUGGGACCUCAUCGAGGGACAAUAACAUGAAAGCUGACAACCCUCUCAGCCUCAUGCCUAAGAAUAGAGCUAAAAGGCAAGCUUCUGAUGAUGAUGAGUUGACGGUGACGGGAAAGGUAGUGAUGCGUCGCACGGAGGACUACAACACUGACACGAACGAGGAGAUGAAGGACGCCGUGGUGGAGGCAGCCAAGAACCCAAACGUCACGGAUGCGCUCGGCCUCAAAGUGAAGCCGGACAGUGUAGCAGUAGAAGAGGUGGAGCAGAAAUUGUGUGGUGUGGACCUGACAUGCACUACCAACAGAGCAGUAUGUAAUUACACACUAGACGCUGAGUUAGGUGUAGAAAAACCUCAGUGCCAAUGUCUAUCCCAGUAUGACGACGUGUCCCCCAAUAACAAGACGUUCCCCGGUGAGGUCUGUGCCGAUCGAUGUACGCAAGAUUUUUGCUCCUAUGCUGGCACCUGUCUUCGUAAGGAGGUAGACUACAGCCUCUACUGCAGCUGCAAUGAUUGGCACGUCGGCGACAGCUGCUCCGUCAACAUGAGUGGAGUGUUGUUGGGAGGAGGAAUAACCGUUGGUGUCCUGGCCAUCGUUUUCUUCGCCAUAUUCAUCAGCUUCACGAAUAAACGACGGGAAAGCAGGAGGGAGAGCGUGAACGUGGAGCGGGACACCUCCACGCCACACAAUACGCCCAGGCCCCCGGCCAUAGUCGCACUGCCACGUGACCCGGAGGUACGCAUGGAGCAGGACGCGCCCGUGCACUACCCCAUGCCCCCCGCGCCCCCGCCCCGCCCCGCCAGACGACCGCCGCCCCCACACCCAAGAGGUCCGGCGAGGUCCAGCAGCCACAGGUUAUUAACGCGCUCGGACCCUCAUAACGCCUUGAGGGACCCCAGCAGCGACGUGUGGGUCGUGAGCCGAAGCAUCCCGCGCCCCCGCCUCUCCAUCUAGCCCGCAGAUAACGAGCCUCGGGAUGUAGUACGAGUGAAUGUCUGAUGAGGGAACUCACCCACUGUCGUCUCGAUAGAGAAGGCCUGACAGCUCAAAGUACGAGUCAUCAAGUAAGGCCGAGUGUGUCCCGCGCACUCCAACUAAAAAAAAUUCUUGUGUGUGUUUUAAUGCAUAUCUUUGAGAAAAAACAUUAUGUGAUAAAGAAAGGUUUUCCAACAUUAAUAUCUUAUAAACAUCAUCAAAUUAGACAUGAAAUAGAGGAAAAUUGAUAAGAUAUAGUAUAAGGAGAGGGAGAAACAUUCACACAAAAAUAUAUAAAUACAUUGACAGUCGUAACUGGGUACUGCUAUUAGUUUGAUUUGUCACCGUUUCUAAAUAUCUCUUUUUGCCAUUCAUAACGCUGUCGUUACAAUUACUAUAUUCAACAAGACAAUCCUCCAUCCCGAUACUAGGCAACUCAGUCACCUGCUAUCUGGCAACUACGAGUGUGGGGGCUGCUACAAUGCUCUUUCUAAAAUCUCCGUUCCUGGAAAGAAUUAUUUACUCGUAUAAUGGCCACAUGGAUUUCAAUGUUAACAUGGUAUAUUUUAUCGUUAUAUUUUUAAGAAGAUAUAAUCGUAUAAUAGCAAUGAAAUAGUUUACGUUUAUGAUAUAUGGCUUCGAAAUGUGAGACUGAGAUUCACCACUCAGCGGUGGUGCACUCUAUAGUACCUCUAUGUAACAUGUAGUUGUCAGAUAGCAGGUGACUGAGUUGCCUAUACUGUAAUAGUAUAGGGAUGGCGGAUCGGCUUGUUAAAUAUAGUAAUUGUAACGACAACGUUGUGGAUGUCCAAAAGAGAUAUUAAAAAACGGUGACAAAUCAAAAUAAUAGGAGUCUACCCAGUUACGACUGUCAAUGUAUUUAUAUAAUUUUAUGUGUGAAUAUUUCUCCCUCUCCUUAUACAAUAUCUUAUUUAUUUUCCUCUAUUUUAGGUCUAAUUUGAUGGUGUUUAUAAGAUACUGAUGUUGGAAAACCUUUAUUUAUCACAGAAAAAAUAUAUUUAACACAAAAAUAUGAAUUAAAACAAAAAAAAUAACAUUUUAGUUGGAGAGAGCGGGACACACUCGGCCUUUCUUGGAUAACUCACCGGCAAAGAAUCCAACAAGCUGUCAGGCCUUCUCUAUCGAGACGGCAAUGACUCACCGCCUUUGCUGCUCGCGUCAACGUCCUUCUUCCCCAUCAGCGGCGUCGUUAACACUGCCAAAUCAUCGUACCCACGUCAUUGUAUUUACCGUGAUUUUUGACACUUAACCUUGGCAAACUGACAUCAUUAAUUAACCAUUUUAACGAUAACUAUAAACGAAUCUAGUUAUUGAAGUAGAGGAGACAGUAUUAGGGUGGGAAAACGGUAAAUAAAUAAGGCGGAAUUCAACAAUCUGGCACCGUCACUGGGGUUGCCGCCUGCCAGAUGCUCCUUUGAUUUUCUUUAUUAACUCUGGCUUGUGCACCACUAACGAUUUAUAUGUAAUUUCUUAAACUUUAUGUCGAGUUCGGCAGUGAUUCCUUUUCUUAUUUUUCAGUAUGAAUUGUGUAUGAUCUCCAGAUGGGUUGUCUGCUGUCUGUUAUCUUGUUAGUUUUAGGAUAUGGAUAGAUUUAUUUUCGCUGCCAACCGUCGCUUAGAUGAACAGUGUAAUACAUCUUGUAAGUUAUUUUUAUAUUUAUUGAGAAAGAUCAUUCGUCUACCUGUAUUUUGGCAUUGAAUAAAGGACUACUUGUU